CGCGGGUCUCCUUUCUAGUUGCAUCAUUCCGAUGCAAGAUCAUGGCGCCCUCGAGAUGUAGAAUGCUUCUCGAAGCUAUGCCUUGAAUGUUGGAGUGGGUUUGUCCAAGUUUAAACAGCUGUCCAUGUUAGCCAACGCUGGGGGUUCUGGUGAUAGCAGCAGGUACUGCGUACAUGACAUCCAAGUCUCUUAUCGAUAUCAUUAUCCUUUUUAUGGCCGCUAAAAAUUUCAAGAUUCAUCCCACUCCAGCUUCAUUGCGCUGGGAGGAACCGAGUGAUACCCGGCUACCUUCGCCGCAGAUUCCCAACCAUGGCCGCCAAAGCGCCUUUCAAGACAACAUAUGCGGCGAAAGAAGUCAUCCGGCCCAUUUUUACCGGGGGCGCUGCUGCUAUCGGGAACAACGCGCGCAUACUGGCUACGACGCUCGGUGAAGAUGUGAUCCUAACCGACAUUAAGACUGGCAAGCAUCUGGCCAAGAUUGAAGGGGAUGGCGAGCCCAUAUCGACACUGACUUUAACGCCGUCUGGCUCUCACCUUAUAAUUUGCUCCCGGUCUUUGUCUAUGCGAAUCUACUCCCUCCCGAAAACGCCGACGAGCGAGUCAAUAGACCCUCAACUUGUGAGAACUGUGCGACCACAUGCCACCCCUGUUGUGGUCCUAGCCGUCGAUAGGACGAGUACCUUGCUCGCAACUGGUGGUACUGAUGGGUCGAUCAAGGUAUGGGAUAUAAAUGGCGGUUAUGUCACUCAUACCUUUCGUGGUCCAAGUGUCUUGGUGUCCGCGCUCUUGUUCUUCGAGCUCGCAACUAGCUCGAAGCAACAGCCCGAGACUAAAGACUUGGAUAAAAAGAAAAAGAGGCAUUCUAGGGCUACAGAUGACCAUGGCGACGAGAACGUUCCCACGACGGCAAAAUUCAGACUUGCAUCGGGUAGCCAGGAUGGUAAAGUGCGUGUGUGGGAUUUACACAAAAGGAGCGUCGUUGCCAAUCUCGACUCUCAUGUGUCCGACGUUCGCGGCCUUGACUACUCGCCCACCCAGAAUGCGCUAGUAACUGCAAGCAGAGACAAGACGAUUCGGUGGUGGGAUACGAGGUCUUGGAAACCACGAAAGGUGAUUCCUUGCUUUGAGUUAGUAGAGGCGGUGGGAUUCCUCGGAGACGGCCAAUUGACCUACACUGCGGGAUCCAAUGGAUGCCUGCGGAUAUGGCAGACUGAAUCCGGUCGCGAACUGACCGCAGAGCAAAAGACUAAACCUGAAGCUGAGGCGUUCAUUUCUGCAAUCUAUCAGCCAGGCUUCCCAUUCGUUGCUUGUAUCCAGGUGGAUCAUACCAUCGCUCUCUUCGAGGUCCCUAGCGAGGGCGACGCGUCCGUAAUUGCGCCACCCGAGCCAUUUCGCCGUAUAUCAGGGACACACGAUGAUAUUAUCGACCUGCGGUACCUUCUACCGGAUCACUCUGUUAUGGCGCUAGCCACAAAUUCCGAAGAUAUUCGUAUUGUUUCUGUUUCAGAACCGAGUGAUAGCAAUGCCCUAGUGUCAUCCGAAUAUUUUGGUCAAGAUAUUGCUCUCCUAAAGGGCCACGACGAUAUUAUCAUUACACUAGAUGUUGAUUGGUCCGGUCAUUGGGUCGCCACAGGCGCAAAAGACAACACUGCCAAGAUCUGGCGGGUUGAUCCCAAGAACAACUCUUAUACCUGCUGGGCAACGUUCCAAGGUCAUGCUGAAUCUGUCAGCGCUGUGGCAUUACCUCGCGCACGACCUGUGGAUGGCUCAAAAGCAUAUGCUGACCCUCUAAACCACCCACCACAGUUCUUACUAACAGGUUCUUCCGAUCAAACGAUCAAGAGGUGGGAGAUACCGAAAGAGCAACAACAACAACAACAACGCGUGAAAUCCGGCAUUCGGGCCUCGUAUACACGAAAAGCCCACGACAAGGACAUUAACGCUAUUGAUGUCAGCAACAAUGCUCAAUUAUUCGCCUCCGCCUCGCAAGACAAGGUCGUCAAGAUCUGGUCAAUAGAAGAGGGUGAGGUUCAGGGUAUACUCCGUGGUCAUCGCCGAGGUGUUUGGUCCGUCUCCUUUGCUCCCCUCAACACACCGGUGCUUCAGGGCGAGCAGGGCUCAGUAUCUGGCAAAGGUGUGGUAAUCACUGGGAGUGGCGAUAAGACUGUAAAGCUUUGGAGUCUCACAGACUACACGUGUCUCAGGACCUUUGAGGGACACUCCAAUAGUGUUCUAAAGGUAGCGUGGCUCAAGUUGCCACCGCCGGAAGAGCGCUCCAAGAAGCCUAUUCUCAUCGCCAGUGCCGGGGGUGAUGGUCUAGUAAAAGUAUGGGAUGUCAACUCGGGCGAAAAUGAAUGUACUCUGGACAAUCACGAAGACCGAGUGUGGGCUUUAGCUAUUCACCCCAGUACUAACAUGAUUGUCUCUGGAAGUGGCGACUCUACUGUGACGUUCUGGGAAGAUACGUCAACAGAAACACAAAUAGCAUCGAAUGAGGCGGCUCUGAAGCUCAUUGAGCAAGAACAAGAACUUGACAAUUAUGAGUAUGCAGGCGCUUACCGCGAAGCUAUAACAUUAGCGCUUCAACUGAAUCACCCACGCAAACUUCAAGGGCUCUUUGAAAAGGUAGUCAACUCAAAAACACCGGAUGCUAGCAGUCUAUCAGGCCUGAAACCCGUUGACGAGGUCCUCGCUACAUUAUCGGAUGAACAGCUCUUUUUGCUUCUAUUACGGCUGCGAGACUGGAAUACUAAUGCGAGGACGGCACCAAUGGCACAGCGCAUCCUGUGGACAGUUGUGAAGAGCCAUCCUGCCAGUCGCUUAUCAGGCCUCUCUGUGAAAGGGGCCAAGGGCCAGAAAAGUCUCAAAGAGGUGCUCAAUGCACUUAGGGUCUACACAGAGCGACAUUACAAACGAAUGGAAGAGUUGGUUGACGAGAGUUACCUGGUGGAAUACACUCUAAGAGAAAUGGACACUCUGGCGCCGAGCUUGGAUAACAUGAAAUUGGCUGACGGGGUGGACACAGAUGUGAUAAUGACAUGAUAUGUAAAUUUACUCACGAAUCCGAGUAUUAACCAUCUUAAUUAUACCAGACGUAUAUACUCAGCCUAUAGAACCACCAAAUCGCCCCAAGUUGAAAUGCAUUUUGGCUUGAAUAAUUAUCUAGUUAAUCUGUAAA
Xylaria bambusicola is the source of this 3178-nucleotide messenger RNA. RefSeq names its product WD40-repeat-containing domain protein. Gene Ontology annotation, cellular component: small-subunit processome; 90S preribosome; nucleolus. The transcript has 3 exons. Gene Ontology annotation, biological process: endonucleolytic cleavage in 5'-ETS of tricistronic rRNA transcript (SSU-rRNA, 5.8S rRNA, LSU-rRNA); endonucleolytic cleavage to generate mature 5'-end of SSU-rRNA from (SSU-rRNA, 5.8S rRNA, LSU-rRNA). NCBI's taxonomy places the organism in Eukaryota, Fungi, Ascomycota, Sordariomycetes, Xylariales, Xylariaceae. Gene Ontology annotation, molecular function: protein binding; U3 snoRNA binding. The record is from RefSeq and is a predicted model, not a curated record. The annotation marks the transcript as partial.